AUGUCGACGCUUGUGAAGGACAAAUAUGAUCUAAGAGGACUGUGCUGUACAAAAUCAGGAGACAUCCUGGCCUGCACAGGCCCUGGUGAUACAGCUAGAGUUGUCCGAUACAGAAGCAGCGGAGAGAAGAUUCAGGAGAUCAUGUACGACCACAACGGUAAGAAGCUUUAUAGUAAUUCACGGUGUGUCUGUGAGAACAUUAACGGGGAUGUAUGUGUGGCUGACUUGUCAGGUCCUGAUAAACUGGUAGUGGUCAACAUGGAUGGAGAAUUCCGAUUUCACUAUGACGGGAAAACUGGGCAUCUGAGAAAGAAGACCUUUACGCCGUGUGAGAUAGCCACUGACAGUCUGGGACACAUCUUGAUCUCGGAUUAUAUGAAUAAUGUCCUGCAUCUAAUCAGCAAGGACGGGGAAUUCAUCUCUUUCCUUUUUAUACCGGAUGUUCUCGGUCCAUAUGGACUAUCCAUCGACAAGUCGGACAACCUGUGGUUAGGGGAAAGCCAAAAAUCUUGUGUCAAAAUAUAUAAGUUUUUAGGCUGA
Ostrea edulis (European flat oyster) is the source of this 540-nucleotide messenger RNA. RefSeq names its product tripartite motif-containing protein 2-like. Bases 1 to 540 code for a protein of 179 amino acids. The transcript has a single exon. NCBI's taxonomy places the organism in Eukaryota, Metazoa, Mollusca, Bivalvia, Ostreida, Ostreidae. The record is from RefSeq and is a predicted model, not a curated record.